Messenger RNA from Prunus mume (Japanese apricot), 2059 nucleotides. RefSeq names its product 3beta-hydroxysteroid-dehydrogenase/decarboxylase. The record is from RefSeq and is a predicted model, not a curated record. Gene Ontology annotation, biological process: steroid biosynthetic process. Gene Ontology annotation, molecular function: oxidoreductase activity, acting on the CH-OH group of donors, NAD or NADP as acceptor. NCBI's taxonomy places the organism in Eukaryota, Viridiplantae, Streptophyta, Magnoliopsida, Rosales, Rosaceae.
CGAAUCUUCAUGUAUAAUCCGUCGUCAACUAGAUUCCUCUGAUUUUCCAUCUCAUUCUCCCGGAAUUUCCGUCAUCUUCUUCGUCUCUUUGCUUACUCAGACUCACAGUCCCACUCUCAGAUCCUUAUUGGCUUCACUUUUCCCAAUCACCACUUUCUUCUUCUUGCUAUGUCUGGGGACGGGAAAUGGUGCGUGGUGACCGGCGGCCGAGGCUUCGCAGCUCGCCAUUUGGUUCAGAUGCUGAUCCGAUACGAUGUGUUUCGGGUCCGAAUCGCCGACCUCGGCUCCACCGUUGAUCUAGAACCUUAUGAGGAAAAUGGCAUUCUCGCCGAAGCUUUGAGCUCCGGUCGCGCCCAGUACGUGGCCAUUGACCUCCGCAGCAAGAGCCAAGUUCUUCAAGCAUUUCAAGGAGCUGAGGUCGUGUUCCACAUGGCGGCUCCCAAUUCUUCCAUCAACAACUACCAGCUCCAUCACUCGGUCAAUGUGGAAGGAACUAAGAAUGUAAUUGAUGCUUGUACCGAGCUAAAAGUAAAGAGACUUAUCUAUACUAGCUCUCCUAGUGUUGUCUUUGAUGGGAUUCAUGGGAUUUUUGAUGGGGAGGAGUCUUUGCCGUGUCCACCUGAGCACAAUGAUUUCUAUUCGGCAACUAAAGCCCAAGGAGAAGAAUUGGUAAUCAAGGCAAAUGGUGUUAAGGGGCUUCUAACAUGUUGUAUACGCCCUAGCAGCAUUUUUGGACCUGGUGAUAGGUUGCUGGUUCCAUCUUUAGUGGCUGCCGCCAGAGCAGGGAAAUCCAAGUUCAUUAUUGGUGAUGGCAAUAACAUUUAUGAUUUCACAUAUGUUGAAAAUGUGGCACAUGCCCAUAUAUGUGCAGAGCGAGCUCUAGCAUCAGAAGGGACAGUUGCAGAAAAAGCUGCCGGACAGGCAUAUUUUAUAACCAAUAUGGAACCUAUCAAUUUUUGGGAGUUUGUCUCACUUAUUCUAGAAGGUCUUGGCUAUGAAAGGCCAAGAAUAAAAAUCCCUGCCUUUGUUGUGAUGCCAAUUGCACAUGUGGUGGAGUGCACAUAUAAGCUGUUGGGCCCAUAUGGAAUGAAAGUUCCACAGUUGACCCCUUCAAGAGUUAGACUCCUCUCUUGCAGCAGAUCUUUUAAAUGUUCAAAAGCACAGGAUCGAAUCAGCUACACACCCAUCGUAUCACUUCAGGAGGGUCUGAAAAGGACAAUCGAGUCAUACCCACAUUUGAGGGCUGAACAACCACGUAAAAGAGAAGGGCCAUCUAAAGCUUCUAUAUAUCUUGGGAGCGGGAUGGUUGCUGACACGUUACUCUGGAAGGAUAAAAAGCAAACCUGCAAGGCGUUAUUAGUUUUGAUUGCAAUCUACUACAACUUCAUUGUAACCGGAUCUACAAUAAUUACUAUUCUUUCAAAGCUUCUUCUGGCAGCUUCAAUAUUCGUGUUCAUCCAUGCCAGUUUACCAGAAAAGAUAUUAGGGUAUAAAAUUGAGAAGCUUGAUUCGUCACAUUUCUACUUAUCAGAAGAGACGUCGAAACAAAUCACCAGAUUGGUAGCCUCAUCAUGGAAUGCAUCUGUUAGAACUUUAAAAUCUCUUGGCAAGGGAAACGAUGGGUUAUUGUUCAUUAAGGUUGCUCUCUCCCUAUUGGUUAUCAGCUUCCUCGGGACCGUUUCACUUCGGAACUUAUUUGUCAUAGGGGUUCCUGCCGCCUUUGUAGUUUUCUACGUGUAUGAGAAGGAAGAGCAAAAAAUUGAUGCCCUGGUCCUAGAAGCUCUCUCUCGUGGAUGCAAAUUGAAAUCUGAUAUUGUCAGAAAAGUCUGCACAUCCAAGAAGAUUGAGUGACUGAGUGUUACGAUAGUGCUGCCACUGCUCGCCUCAAUUCAUAGAGAAAAAGCCACUGUUGGACAGUGAUUGUUGUGUUGUGUCCCAUAUUUUCACUUUCAUUUCUCUUUUUUUCUAACCAGGUUGCCAUCCUUUUUGUUCAUAUUCACCAAAGUAUUUUCAGACUAUAUAAUAUCACUUUCCUAGCUAUAAAUUUUUUCUCCAACAA